Messenger RNA from Rhodamnia argentea, 3513 nucleotides. RefSeq names its product protein PUTATIVE RECOMBINATION INITIATION DEFECT 1-like. The transcript has 11 exons. The coding region runs from base 1 to 3513 and encodes 1170 amino acids. NCBI's taxonomy places the organism in Eukaryota, Viridiplantae, Streptophyta, Magnoliopsida, Myrtales, Myrtaceae. The record is from RefSeq and is a predicted model, not a curated record. Gene Ontology annotation, biological process: meiotic DNA double-strand break formation.
AUGCUGGAACCAGAUUCGGAGCUCGCAGACGAAGUUGAAGAUGAAGAAGAAGAAGAAGAAGAAGGAACAGAGGAUUCAUCGUCGCCUCCAAGCUCUUGCUCGCAAGGCCACCGAUGUUCUCUCAACCUCAGGACUCGACAUGGAGGCGCCAUUUGCUUGCUCUGCCUCUCCAACCUCCUCACCGCCCCUCGCCCGCCCACCGUCCACGUCUCCUACGCCCUCUCCCAGCUCUCUCGAGCCCUCUCCGACCCCCCGUUCCUCCGAUCUCUCCUCACCUUCCACGCCCACCUCCUCGUCUCCCCUCUCGUCCAUGCGCUCUGGGCCUCCGACGACGAGCCGAUUGCUUGCCAGAUCAUCGACCUGGUCGUCCUACUGUCGGAUUCCGGCCGCGAAUCGGCAUUGGCUUGUGAGUUCGCGUCUAGGGUUUCGGGCCUGCUCUGUUCUCGCGCGCUGGGGUGGAGCCGACGCCAGGUGCAUGUGCUCCACUGCUUUGGAAUCCUUCUAAACCAUGGGACAAUUGAUAUUUAUGCCUCAAUUAAAGAUAAACACGCCCUUGUUGUUCAUCUUGUGGAUGGUCUUCAACUGCCGAGUGGCGACAUCCAGGGGGAGAUAUUAUUUGUGCUGUACAAGUUGUCAGUCCUCCAGCGGGAAUAUGGGGAUGGUGACAAAAGUGAGCCUUUUGUUACUUGUAGUCCCAAGCUCGUUCAUCUGCCGUUGGAUGUCCUCUUGAAGACCCAAAGUGAUGAUGUUCGCCUGAACUGUGUAGCAUUUAUGUCGAUGCUGGUUCAGAGAGGGCUUCUCAAAGAUCCGUAUGAUGAUUGUAUGAGCAACUUGAGUUCUGUUGAAGCUGAUAGUCUCGCACAAGCUACAGAUGAUUUAUCAGACCUCUGCACCUUAUUUUCAGAGGCCAUCAAAGGUCCAUUGCUUUCAUCAGAUGGACAAGUCCAAAUGGGCACAUUAGAGUUAAUUGCCUAUUAUUUACGUGAACUAAAUUCAGUCAAGCAGUUUCAACUUUUGGUGGAAGCCAAUAUUGCGGAUUAUGUAUUCGAAAUCCUCAGGUUAUCAGAAUGCAAAGAUCCUGUCAUCAGCUCUUGCCUUGGAGUUCUUGAUCUCCUGUCAAAUGCUGGACAAGCUUUUACACAGAGACUUGCAGUUGGCUUUGCUUCUCUAAUUCCUGUCUUUGCUUAUGUUGCCGAAGUGCCUUUUCAUCCUGGUCAGCUUCAGCUACUGAAGCUCGUCUUUAGUUGCAUUUCUGACUGCCCUGGAGUGGCAUCAACUUCACAAAGUGAACAACUAGCUGUUAUUUUGGCGAGGAUGCUUAGAAGAUAUGAUUAUGGCGAAACAGGCAUGCUUUCAGAAUCAUUCAUGCUGUCAUUAAAAGAUGCCAUUUUGGCUUGUCUAAGUGCCACCAGAGAGCAUACAUACCUCCUCCUGCAUUCCUUGCUUCUACUGAAAGAGGCCUUUGCUUAUGGUUAUGGAGGUUACCCUGUCAGCAACUCCUACAACAAUGGAUUGGAAAAUUGUGUCAUUGAUAUAUGUAGACGAUCGCUAUUGCCUUGGCUAUGGACAUCCAUCAAAGGAGAAGGGGAGGAUGAGGAAACUGUCCUGGGUGUGCUUGAUAUUUUCCAUGCAAUACUUCUUCACAGCUAUGACAACCAAACUAGUGAAUUCAUAGAGGACCUGAUCUCUAGUUCUUGGUUCACCUUCUCAUUCAGCUGUUUGGCUUUAUAUCCUACAGAGAGGAUGAAAAGCCGAAUUUAUUUGAUGAUGAGUUCCCUCAUGGAAGUUCUACUCGGAAAUGAUUGUGGGCAGAACAUUAGGGAUACUGUGUCUUACCUUCCAUCUGAUCCAAAUGAUUUGCUGUUUCUCCUAGGGCAACAGAGCUCCCAUAAUGUGCAGUUAUCCUUUUGUCAAUCUGUGGUCCUCCAAAUUUUGUAUUGCAGUUCUUUGUCUGAUGAAAGGCUUGCAGCUGAUAAAAUAGUGUUAGCUUCCAUUGAACAAUUUAUCCUUGUCAAUGGGUGUGAUCCAACACGCACUUCUAUGAGUUCAUCAACUGUUAUUCAACUAGUUGCUGUAUAUAGUCUGUAUUGGGGUCUUGCCAAGAUGAGCUACCAAAUGCCAUAUAGUCCAGAAGCUGAGAGGCUCUUUAUACAACUAGUCACCAAAAGUGAAUGGGAUCUGUUGUCUGCUAGAAUUCACCCUAGGUCACUUAAAUGGUUGUUUCAACAAGAGAAACUCUGUGAAUCACUGUCUUGUCAGAUCUUGACAUUCUGCAGAAUUAGUCCUAAAUCUGACAACUCAUUAAUUGUCCAUGGGAGAAAGGUUCAUGGUCUGGAUGUGCAGUUGAUUGCAGAAUUGAUGGCAGCAGAAAACAAUUAUGCUGCAAAACUACUUGUGUACAUAUUUGAAGAGGUUGUCACAGAAAAUAACCAAGAGAAUGACUUGACUUCAGUAUUGAAUCUCAUGGAAGAUGUCAUACGUAUCUUUCCUGAGGCUUCUAACAGAUUAUGCUUGAAUGGAAUAGCAAAGGCAAUUCACAUCUUCUAUAACAAGUCAAACCCAUCCUCACAGGUAUACACAGCCAUAGCAGUUUUCAUUUUCAACCUAUUGAGUUCAGUUGACUCAGAUGCUCUUGCUGAUGAUGAAGCUUGGGUUGCAGUUGCUUUGAAGGUUAGCUAUCUGAACUUUUUAGUUUAUCAAAGAGAAAGGCUGAUGCAUUUCGGACCUCCUCUUGUCAAGCUCGUCGCUUCAUACUGCCUGUUGGAGUUGUUUAUUAGGUUAUCCGAACAAAGAGACAGCGAGCAUGAGGAACUAUGCACGAAUAAAUACUGGAUGUCACUGAUGGCUGUAGUUGAAGGCUUGCUUUUGUACAAUGAUACCAGAGUGGCAAUGAACAGUAGCCUUUGCCUCACAAUGAUCUUGAAGUGGGAAACACAGGAAGUGGCAGAAAUAUUCAACAGGAGAAGAAUGUGGUGCAGAUUGAUUUUGGAAGAGUUGGUGAUAUCUCUGGCAGCUCCGUCUUUAGCGUCUAAAUCUUCCACUAAUCAUCACAAGGUUGUUAUCAUCGUAGCUGUAGCACUACUGAAGCUACCUAAAGUUCCAGAAUGGCUGCGGUCUGUGUUUAAUGAUACCUUCUUGACUGGUAUACUUGGAAACCUCACAGGCAGUAACUUGAGCGCAGAGAUUUUCCUCCUAUUGCGUGAGCUGUUGAACUCUAAGCUCCUGCGUGCUGCUGAUCAUGUGGCCAACCUAAACAGGGUGCUUCAGGAAUCCACGAGGCACACGUACGGUCAAAACAUGAAAGCAGAAAGCAAAGAGAAAUGUCCAAAGAAGGUUAUCGCUGUUGACGACGACGUGGGAGCAACUAUCGAUUUUCUUGUCGAUCUGAUUACUUCUGAUUCACGACGAGCAGAGGCUUAUGGAGGACUUCAAAUCGGCAAGGAGAAAUUGCUGGACGAGAUAGAAAUGUUUUUCAGGUCGACAGCAGCACGUGAUGUUACGAGAAACUCAUAG